UCUGAGUCCCCAAGGGCCCUUUCUUAACUCUGCAACUUCCUCCAGGAGAGUGUCACGGAGAGUCACCCGUGCUGUGCUGUGCCAGCAGGCACUGCCCACAGCAUCCAGAGGGCUCAGCAGAGCAGGAUCCCGUACCCUGCUCCUCCCAUCAGAGAGCACCAAAAUGGGCCAGAGCUUCUGGGAGCAGCUCGGUCUGGGCCUCACCCUCCUACUCCUGAAUUUAGAGUCUGCUGUGACUGGAGAUGCCCCUCACAACUGCUAUGGCGCUCCAGGCCUGCCUGGCAUGCCAGGUGUGCCGGGCAAGGAUGGCCGGGAUGGUCUGAAAGGAGCCAAAGGCGAGCCAGGCAUCCCGGCCACUCCUGCAACACAAGGGCCCAAGGGCAUGAAAGGGGAACCAGGCAUCCCUGGCUUGGCAGGCAAGACUGGACCCAUUGGCCCCCCUGGUCCCCCUGGAAACACUGGGAUAAUGGGCAUGGCUGGAGAGCCAGGUACACCAGGCAGCUACAAGCAGAAGCACCAGUCAGCAUUUUCAGUGACGAGACAGACCAACGAGCAUCCUCCGAAAAACGUCCCUGUGGUGUUCAACCACGUCAUCACCAACACCAAUCACGAUUACAACACUACCACGGGCAAGUUCACUUGCAGGAUCCCUGGCCUCUAUUACUUUGUCUUCCACAACUCACUGACAGCCAACCUCUGUGCCAUCCUGUACAAGGAUGACACCAAAAUGGCCAGUUUCUGUGACCACAAGAUCAACACUGUGCAGGUGAGCUCUGGUGGGGUGCUCUUCCACCUGGGUACUGGGAACGAGGUGUGGCUGGAGGUGAAUGACUACAACGGCAUGGUGGGCAUCAGCAACUCUGACAGCAUCUUCUCGGGGUUCCUGCUCUUCCCGGACUAGAGGACCUCCAGAGCCCACCGUAGCACGCCAUCCUCUUCACCCUGCCCUGAAAACACUGCUGCUCACCGCCAGGCUCUUGCUGAUGCCUCAGGUUUCUCUGCUGGGUGGGAAGCCCCAAUGAGGGGGUCAACCCCAGCUGCCAGACACAACCCACUGGCCUGGGAACCAAGAGCAGGCAGCCACUGAAGAGAGGGGACAGGCACAUCUGGAUGCAUCUUCACCCAGAGUGACAAGUCCCCAGCAUCCUGCUGGCACUGCCACAUGCAUUCACCCUACUAACCCCACAUUACCUUCUGCUGCUGGAGCCAGACAUCUCUCUGCAUCUCUCCCCUUCCCACCUGUGUCACACAAGGGACAGCCAAGUGUCCUGGAACAGGCUUGCCAAAGCACCUUUGCCAUAAUCUGCCUGUGGAAAGUGUCAAUAAAACUAUCC
Molecule: messenger RNA, 1334 nt
Organism: Athene cunicularia (burrowing owl)
Lineage: Eukaryota; Metazoa; Chordata; Aves; Strigiformes; Strigidae
Gene: C1QC
Product: complement C1q C chain
Exons: 3
Coding region: 164-901 (245 amino acids)
Molecular function (GO): protein binding
Source: RefSeq, a predicted model, not a curated record